AUGUUCGGCAGAGACGACAACCACAACCACAUUGAUGGCGCUGAGCCAAAGAAGUCCCUGUACCAGCGGUUCAAGGACCGCAAGAAGGGAGGCGAAAUUUCCGAGGCGGACGUGGCCAAGUACACGGGGAUGAGCAAGGCGCAACUCGCGGAAUGGGCCAAGGACAGGCCAGGCGUCGGGGGCCAGCAAGCGGCCGGCAAGAUCAACGCGGGGGAAGCGUCGGGGUUCGCUGGCAUGAACGCUGCCGAUGGGUACGCCAUAGGGAUUCGAGGCGAGGGCGAGCCCCAAAGGCCUCCCAAGGAAGCACAGUCAGUAGUAGUCGACGAGUGGCUUUCAUUAUUUUGGUUGACGAGAUCGGAUCAGAGGUCGAGAACGAGGGCAGCCAAGACGAACAGGAUGGCGGAUCGAGCAGCUGAACCACGGGCGGGCGAAGGCUGA
Verticillium alfalfae VaMs.102 is the source of this 438-nucleotide messenger RNA. RefSeq lists its product as hypothetical. NCBI's taxonomy places the organism in Eukaryota, Fungi, Ascomycota, Sordariomycetes, Glomerellales, Plectosphaerellaceae. The record is from RefSeq and is a predicted model, not a curated record. The transcript is spliced from 2 exons. The coding region runs from base 1 to 438 and encodes 145 amino acids.